GAGAGCCACAUAUCGAUCAGUGACGGCCUAUUAAUGAGCUGGAAGGCGUGCUGAGACAGACGCACGUGCAUCCAUUUAAACUCCCGGACAGGAGCUCGCGCUCAUUUAGUCUGCAGCUGUGCCAAAAACAGAGAGUUUCUGUCCGCGGUUCGCUUCUGUAGCUAACUGUGCAGAGAAACGGCGGAUAAAGAUGCUGCAGGACGCCUUUGGAUGCGUCGUGGCGAACAGGUUCGGGAAUCUUCUGGACGACGAAGCUGACCCGUUUGACCUGAUGAGCGAGGUGGAGCUGGAGAAGGAGAAGAAGAAGAAAAAGAAGAAGGAAGAGGAGGACAAGAAAGGAAAGCAGAAGAAAGCCGGCCUGAAGGAAUCCCAGAGGAACAGACGCCUCCCGGUCGCUCCUAGUGGUCUGGACCUGGUUCCAGGGCGAAAGCAACAGGGAGUUCCAGCAUUGGUGGUGGAGGGCAGAGAAGGUCGCGUUGAGGCCCAGAGGAACAUAAAGAGAGGCACUGGGGGCCAACGGGGACUGAACAAAGAGGAUCUACUGGAGUUCUCAAUCCCAAAGCCCUCCUUUAACGAAGCCUCAGACUUCAGCAGCAGAGGGGGAUUCAGAGGCCGAAGAGGAGCGAGAGGUGGAGGUUACACAAGAAACUCUGACCAAUUUUAUCUGAGAGGCAAGAGGGAAUAUGAUCGGCACGAUGGAACAGGGAUGUCUUCAGAUGAAAAGCGAGGAGGCAGGGGACCCUGGAACUGGGGCAGUCCUGUGGAAGCUGUAAGUGAGAUGAUGGAGGUGAUGACUGAUCCUGGAGUCAAGACUGAGGAGCAACAGUCAGCUGUGGAGGAGAAUGCAAACCCAGGAAUGGAUGAGGACAAUGAGGUGGUGGUCCAGGUUGCCAUGGAGAUGAGCUUGGAUGAGUGGAAGGCCAUGCAGGAGGUGAACCGCCCCAAAGUAGAGUUCAAUAUCCGCAAAGCUCAGGAUAAGAUUCCCUCAAAGGCAAAAGUCAUCCACGAGUCAAAGUACCUGGAGAAUGCGAAGGAGACUGUAGAGGAGGUUGAGGAAGAGGGAAACUUUCUUCGCAGGUCCAUGAAUGACAUCACCACCCUCAUGGAUAUAAACUUCGGGACUCUUGGACGUCCUAGCCGUGGGGGCCGUGGCAGAGGAGCACGAGUUGGUCAAAGCAUUCGCCCAGAAAGACCCACACCCAUUGUUGAAAGGGAGGAUGGAAUGGCGCCGAAUCCUGAUGACCCUGAAGACUUCCCAGCCCUUACAGCAGGGCGCUGAAGGAUUUCACCUACUGCCUUCUACAAAACUGUUCAUGUUUCUUUUGAGGUUCUGCUGCACUUAUAACUGUGUUCAAUAAAAGCUUUUGCAAAGUUAAUUUUCUAUCUGCUGGUACAUACACCUAAGUGGGGGAAAAAAAAAAAACGCUAUCACUGCCACACUUGGACAUAUAGACUGGAACAUUUUGUCCAUUUUGUCCCCUGCAUGUAUACUACAGUACAGACAUGGGUUGAGCACUAGGACCAAGUGGAAAAACGCAGCUCAAAUUGAAGCCUGCUUCCGUGAGUUUAUACAGUCCCACAAGCUCCUGAUUGGUCCAGUCUUUUCUUGUGUGAUUGGCUGUCACUCCUGACCAGCUCUUUACAAACAUCUGAUGUGCCACUGAAUCGGGUCUGAUUGUAUGGUCAAACAUGCUGACGUUAUAUUAAAUACUGAAAUGGUUUCAAAUACUAUGAAAUGGUUUUAUUUGACUGUAAACAUUUUUUAAAAAGGGGAAGAAGUUUGUAAUGUAAACCUAAGCCACUGCGAUCGACUGUCGCCAUAGGAACGACUGCUUUCUUUUUCUGUUGGAGGGAAGAGGCUGUUCUAUUCUGAUUUAUACCCCCCACCUUCAAUCGAGUUGCCCUCCAGAGCUGCAAGUGUGACUUCAUUGGGAGUUACACUUGACAGUUAAGGAGUAGUGCUUAGCGGGUGGUUUGGGAUUGAGCCAAAAUAAAUGCUACGGGGGGUAACUGUGCUGUUUGACAUAUAUGUGCCAUACUCACCAUGGAACAGAAGGGGAGGAAAGAGCGGUUUAAGGAGAUUAAAAGAGAAUUAUAGACAUUCAUGUUAAAGUCUAAGGAUAUAAGAUACAGGUGAAGAUUCUUAGUCAUCCUGGUCACGGUCAUUCCUGAGACGAUAGCCCAUGUUAGCUACUGUAUAAUGCCUCGAGCUCAACGCUAUUCUGAAAUUUUGAAUUUAAAAGCUUCCUGGAUGGGAAGCAAAAUGUCUUCAAACUUGGAAACAAAGGCCUGUUUGUUUAGCUUUUUUGGAAAGGCUUUAAGAACAUCUCCAUGCAGCUUGAUUUUUGUGCCUGCAUUUGCACAU
Cyprinodon variegatus (sheepshead minnow) is the source of this 2365-nucleotide messenger RNA. It is a transcript of the gene habp4, whose product is annotated as hyaluronan binding protein 4. The coding region runs from base 191 to 1279 and encodes 362 amino acids. The transcript has 9 exons. Gene Ontology annotation, molecular function: RNA binding. Gene Ontology annotation, cellular component: nucleus; cytoplasm. The record is from RefSeq and is a predicted model, not a curated record. Lineage: Eukaryota; Metazoa; Chordata; Actinopteri; Cyprinodontiformes; Cyprinodontidae. Gene Ontology annotation, biological process: positive regulation of RNA splicing; positive regulation of translational initiation.